Molecule: messenger RNA, 933 nt
Organism: Xiphophorus maculatus (southern platyfish)
Lineage: Eukaryota; Metazoa; Chordata; Actinopteri; Cyprinodontiformes; Poeciliidae
Product: PTB domain-containing engulfment adapter protein 1-like
Exons: 7
Coding region: 132-668 (178 amino acids)
Source: RefSeq, a predicted model, not a curated record
AGCAAUAAGGAAGACAUGUUUGUUACUCAUUAACUCCAGCAGACUUUCUACCCUUCGGUCUGGACAGCAACAAGAAACCUGAACACUUUAGUAAAUUCACCAAAGAUUUUCAUUUGGGAACAAGCCAAAAGAUGAGCGACAUUUUAGAGGAUGAAAGUGAUAUCUCUUUCACUGUAAAGUUUCUUGGCCGGGUUGAGGUGGUCCGGCCCUCUGGACAGCAGAUCCUGGAGGAAGCUGUUCAGAGUGUGAAGAAGCCUGAAAAAUUCAACUCAGAAAAAGCAGCGAAGAAGAGCAAAGUCCUCAUCUUCCUGUCCAUGAGUGGGAUUGACAUUUUGGAAUACAAAACCAAGUUCCUCCUGUACUCCUGCCCUCUGCCCACCGUCUCCUUCUGUGCCGUCCUGCGCGACUCCCCCAAAGUCUUUGGUUUUAUAGCGCAGCAUCCUGCGGCUGACAUGUACCACUGCUACCUGUUCCAGAGCCAGAAGCUUGCUCCUGUCCUGGUGUCAGCUAUCGGCGACGCUUUCCGAGCUUCAAGAAAGGAGCAGAACGUCAGAGGAGGCAGAGACCUGGUAGUGGAGGCACUCAGACACAAGAAUAAAGUGCUGCAGAGAGAAAACGACGAGCUGAGAAGGAAGCUUGGAGGACAUAUCUAUGAGGCCCUGUCGUAGUGUUUGGACACACGGAUGAAAUGAAGGGACAGUUUCAUAAAAAUAUAUACAGUGGACGCAAGUGUGGGUGUGUGAUUGUGGUGGUGCAUAAAAAAUAUAUGCAAAUAUACAGAGAACAUAACAUGACAGAAGAGUUCAAUUCUAUUUCAUUUGGAAAUGAAAUAAGUUUAUAAUUUUUUAGCCUUUGAUUUGAAAUGAAUGUCCAUUUAUUUAAAAAAAAAGGAUUAUGAUCAUGGCAAAAGGCUAUAAUUAAAGUUUUUAAGGU